Molecule: messenger RNA, 564 nt
Organism: Schistosoma spindalis
Lineage: Eukaryota; Metazoa; Platyhelminthes; Trematoda; Strigeidida; Schistosomatidae
Source: the annotation of a GenBank genome assembly
AUGACCCUAACCAAAAAACUACUGGAGGGGCUUGAUGGCACUAAUGAUGAAAAUGGAUUUCCUGUUAUUCAAGACGAAGAUUUUCAAGCUUCAGUUCCAAAUCCCCUUCUUGAUGGUAGCAAUUUAGUUUCAAACGAACUUACGCUGAUAUCAGUUAUUGUUAAAAGUGAUGUUUCAAAGUCUUCAUAUUAUCAUGGAAGUUCGGAGCUAUACCAGUUGCUGGAUUUACUUGUUAGAAGUUUUGAAAACAUCAUUGGUAAACACGAUGACCUAAUUAAAUAUCUAGUUACAAUGGAUAAGGAAGAGUCUUACUUACCUAUUUCAUUUACGUCCCACAAAAAAACAGUUGAAACGAUUAUGUCACUGGACUUCUGUUUAGCUAGUCAUUCUUUAGCUACCAGCUCGUUCAAUCUCCGAAAAAGACUUAUGGAGUUAGUCUUGGACUCGAAAAACAACAUUGAGAAGUUAACAAGUUUCAAUCAGAAUUUGUCUUUACUAGCCCGUCAGCUUAAUGAAGCUAGUAAUUUAUUAAAUGAUAACAUGGAUGGACCUUCCACUACAUGA